AUAUUAAGCAAAGCCGCACCAUUCUCUCGUCUUCAAAGAUAUGACACCCUAUCCAAAUUCAUAACCAAACCCUAAAAAGUAACAAUUCCACUUUCAUUUUUCAAUCCUAAAAAAAAAAACCUAGAAAAAUUAAAAGAAAUCCAUUUUCAAUAUCAAAAACCUGUUAUUUAUCCUAAUAUCAGUAAUUCGCACCAUUAUCAGCUCAUGGACCUUCAACGAGCCAUGCUAGAUGAACUCAUGGGUGCAGAUCGUAAUUUGACGGAGGAAGAGAGAAAAGAUUACAAGGAAAUAACAUGGGAUUCAAAGGAGGUUUGUGCUUAUUAUAUGGCUCGGUUUUGUCCUCAUGACCUCUUUGUCAACACCAAAAGUGAUAUUGGACCAUGUGAUAGGGUUCAUGAUCCAAAGUUGAAAGAAAGCUUUGAGAAGUCCCCAAGACAUGAUGCAUAUCUGGCUAAAUUUGAAGCAGAACUUGCUCAGAGAUGUGAGAAAUUGGUUAUGGAAUUGGAUAGAAGAGUUAGGCGUGGACGAGAACGCCUGGCACAAGGGGAUGAACCUAUGCCACCUCCUCCGCUGUCAGCUGACAAGUCCGAACGAUUAUCUGUGGUGGAGGAGAAAAUAAAAAACCUGCUGGUGCAAGUGGAGGCCCUUGGCGAAGUUGGGAAGGUGGAUGAAGCUCAAGCGCUUAUGAAAAAGGUGGACGAACUUAAUGCUGAGAAAGCAUUGAUUCAAUGCCAGAAUGAUAAAGUAUUGGUGGUUCCACAGGAGAAAAAGAUGGCUUUGUGUGAGAUUUGUGGUUCCUUUCUGGUUGCAAAUGAUGUUGCAGAGAGAACCCAGUCUCAUAUCACAGGGAAGCAGCACAUCGGAUAUGGGAUGGUCCGGGAUUAUAUCACCGAGUACAAGGAAGCUAAGGAGAAGGCAAGGGAAGAGGAAAGAUUAGCAAGGGAAAAAGAAGCCGAAGAACGGAGGAAACUGAGGGAGAAGGAAAAUGAGAGUAGGAGGAGUGGUUCAGGUGAUAGAGAUCGGUAUCAUGAUCGAGAUAGAGAAAGGGAGCGGGACAGGCACCGAGAUCGUGAAAGGUCAAGGGAGUGGAAUGGUAGGGGUAGUCGAGAUGAUUGGAGGGCUAAGAAUGGAAGGGAUGGUGGCAGGGAUAGGCACCGUGAUCGGAGCAGGUCAUGUUCCCCUGUUAGGCAUGGUCGCAGGAGGUCACCUAGAAGUCCAGUUCGCCCAAAUUAGAGGAUUAUGUUCAUAGAUAUCUGAGUUUAAAAUUAUAUGAGGUAGACUUUUUUAAUCUCAAAGUUUCAUGAACAUGUGCUUUUGGAGACUCACGUUAAAUGUCAUCAUGGGUAAAAAAUUUCUUGUUAUCUCACAGCUUUAUUGAGAGUUUACCUCACUUUCAUCAAAUAUUAUUAGAGGAGAAAAGGGUUGAGGUAGGUAUUACUUAAUGCUGUUGUAACUAUUUUGUGUUCUUUUUGGACUUUGUUUGAACAAAUUUUUUACGCCUGUCUCUGGAACAUUGAUUCAUUGUCUA
This is a messenger RNA of Populus trichocarpa (black cottonwood), 1528 nucleotides long. RefSeq lists its product as uncharacterized. Gene Ontology annotation, biological process: mRNA splice site recognition. The coding region runs from base 205 to 1233 and encodes 342 amino acids. Gene Ontology annotation, cellular component: U2-type prespliceosome; U1 snRNP. The transcript is spliced from 7 exons. NCBI's taxonomy places the organism in Eukaryota, Viridiplantae, Streptophyta, Magnoliopsida, Malpighiales, Salicaceae. Gene Ontology annotation, molecular function: mRNA binding. The record is from RefSeq and is a predicted model, not a curated record.